This is a messenger RNA of Centruroides sculpturatus (bark scorpion), 1426 nucleotides long. RefSeq lists its product as uncharacterized. The coding region runs from base 180 to 1385 and encodes 401 amino acids. Lineage: Eukaryota; Metazoa; Arthropoda; Arachnida; Scorpiones; Buthidae. The transcript is spliced from 2 exons. The record is from RefSeq and is a predicted model, not a curated record.
AUUUUCUUUUGACUUUGAUGUUCUAUUAUCUAAUCUGUAAUUAUAUAAAGAAAAGAAUAACAUGUCCAUUUACAAUCUUUUCAUUAUAUCGAUCGUAAGUUGGUCGAAUAUCCCAAAGAAUGACUUUAAUAAUGCAGCGAUUUAUUAUUAGUGAAAUGGAUUGAGAUUCAACAGAAGACAUGACUUCACUUAGUACAAUUUCUUCUUCUGGCGAUGAAACCAAAGAAACGAAACGACUUUAUGUGCCAACUAGUUAUUUCCUAUGGUCGGAAUUUCUAGGAAUUUCGUAUUUAAUAGAAGGUAAUGAUGACGCAGAAACUAUUUGCAAACGGAGAAGUUACGUUCACUUAAUAAUACUUCAUCUGUAUAGUGUCUAUCAAUGUCUUCGAUCAUUAAAUGGUGUUCUUCAACAUAAUAAUAUUUGGUACAAUUUAUUAUCGUUAUCUCAAGUAACUGCUAGUUUAAUUACUGUCGAUAUUUUAAUAUCCAGAAGAAAACUGCUAAGAAAAACUUUUAUAUCUUUACUUGACUUACUAAUGGAAGAGUCCACUCAAAAUUCAAGAACACCUCGACAAGAAGAGGUACCAGUGAUUUUUGUUUUAACUUAUCUUUUUCUUUACUUAAUUAUGGUUAUCGCAAUUGUUAUUCGUUACAAAACUACUAUUUGCAGUAAUGAUGUUAUCCCAUUUUAUAAUUUCAAAAUUAAAUCAGCAGAAUUAAUCGUAGCGUUGGUCUUUUUAGAUUGGAUUAUGUUCGUGAUUUAUAUUCUUGGUAUUUUAGCUUAUUGCAUUCUGUUAUUUUAUAUUUACUGCAACAAACUUUGUAAAUUAUUUCAAGAACUUAAUUCGAAUAUCUCUUCCUUAAAUAGUGAAUAUUUAUUGAAACAGUUAGCUAUGGCAUGCGACAGACUGAAUCAGUUAACUAUAGACGUAGACAAUUCAUUCGGUACUGCAGUAUUUGUAUGGUUUGCUCUAUUUAUUUCCGCAAUUUGUAUAGAGAUGAAUAGUAUAUUAAGAGAAGAAAUUUGUUUAACUUAUAAAGGUAAUUCAAUAAUUAUGACCAUGGAUUUUAUAUACUAUUCUAGCAUUAUUCUGAUUACUUGUGAAUGUGGCAAUCGCGUAUCCUCUUCUGCACAAAUUAUUAUUCCCAAUAUUGUUAAAAUAGCUCGCGUUAAUCAACUGACAUCAUCAUCUAUGUAUAAUGAUAUUUUUCUAUUAACUUCUAGACAAAUUUGUUGCCCUGCAGUGUUGACCGCGGGGAAUUUUUUUACGCUAUCGAGAGGAUUAUUAUUAACUUUAAUAGGUGCCACGCUGAGUUAUGUCAUAUUUUUGUUUCAGAUUAACAGUAAUGUUUCAAAAUUGUUAGUUAAUGCAACCAGUGUUUAAACAAUAUGUACUGCAAUAAUAAAUAAUAAACUUUGAAGUAA